Messenger RNA from Acromyrmex echinatior (Panamanian leafcutter ant), 3081 nucleotides. It is a transcript of the gene Dhap-at, whose product is annotated as dihydroxyacetone phosphate acyltransferase. Gene Ontology annotation, molecular function: glycerol-3-phosphate O-acyltransferase activity; glycerone-phosphate O-acyltransferase activity. The record is from RefSeq and is a predicted model, not a curated record. Lineage: Eukaryota; Metazoa; Arthropoda; Insecta; Hymenoptera; Formicidae. Gene Ontology annotation, cellular component: peroxisomal membrane; mitochondrial membrane. Gene Ontology annotation, biological process: ether lipid biosynthetic process; fatty acid metabolic process; phospholipid biosynthetic process.
AACUUCAUGCGUGUCCCUGUUGCUCCUGUAUCGUACCUAAUUACUGGAGUAGUACUGAACAUACUGGAAUGUUACACAACAUCAAGAAACUUUGGGGGAUUCCGGAUUGUUUAUUGAAUUGUUUAUUAAAUCAUGUGAAUGUAAUAAUGCGACAUAUGACACACCGCUGCACCGUGUCGGAUUUAUUUUCUAAGCUUGACUGUCGCCGGUGAAUCUGUAUUUCACUGGUUUUGGUACAAUUUGAGCACCUAGAAAGAGCAGAUAUUGGACUUGUUCCAGCUGUUCCUCAUAAGUGAACUUUCUUUUUUUUAUUACUAUAUUUAUCCUAUCUCCUUUUCUCUUUAAUAUCUAAUUCGAUUAUCUGUCUCAUUCUAAGUGCAAAUAUUAAAUGCGAAAGCAUGAUUGUGGUGCAUCGAGAAAUUUUAAGAUGGUGAUGGUUUAAUGACAGUUAAUGAAGGAUAGAUAUUAGCUGUCUUAAUAUCUAUCUCUCCAAAAAAAAAACAGGUGUGACGGAAGAAAAAAAAAAGAGGAAAACUUCUUUCAGUUUCAGUUUGUAACACCAACUUGCAUAUGUGGUUUUUCGAAACUAUUUCGUCGUUUGUUUAAUCGACUGUUCGAAACUUUGAAUUUAUCUUAUUGUUUUGUUUACAAAACAUUGUAUAAGAGAUAUCUACUUGCAAUAUAUUAUAUAAGAAUGAAAUUUUACGUCACAUGAGAUUUGAAAUGAAUCUGACGGUGAAAAUACUUUCGAUGUACUUAUAAAAGUGACAGAGUCAAGCUAAUUAGGAUUUGAUUUAACUUAUUCAAAUAUUGAAGUGCACUGAAUAACAAAUCUGCGAGGUAUCUCGUUGAUAAAUUUAGAGAUGGAGCGUAACACUAAGUUUGUCGAUUUGCUCGAGAAUAGACGAAGAGAUUGUGACUUUUUGUGGGCGACAAGGCCUAUGGAUCCAGCAUUACCGCAUAUGUUGCCACCGGAUUCAAUCUAUGACAGGGAGAGGAUCAUGCAAGCUGUCUUGCAGGACAAUCAAGUCAAAAUUGCCAUCAAUACAAUAGCAAAGACUACAGGUGUUGGAGUUAAAGAUGUUGAGAAUAAUGCCCGUGCCAUGAUAAAUGAGAUGGCUAGUAAAGCAGAUUUGGCGACUGUUCGUUGGAUAGCUAUUUUUGUUACGAAAGCUCUGAAGAGAAUGUUCUCGCAGAUUUACAUAAAUGAAAUCAUACUUUCUAACUUAAAGAAAGAAACACGAAUAUCUCAAGCACAGUAUAUCUAUGUUCCAUCGCACAGAAGUUACUUGGAUUUUAUUCUGUUGUCAUAUAUUCUCUUUUCUUACGACAUGGCACUGCCGAAUAUUGCAGCUGGCAUGGAUUUUUAUAAUAUGAAAAUAGUGGGAGAACUACUGCGAAAAACUGGAGCAUUUUAUAUAAGACGUAGUUUCUCAAAUGAUUUAUUGUACAAGCAAAUUUUUCGAUCAUAUGUUAACACUAUUGUUAGUCACAGCGAUAGGGCGAUAGAAUUUUUUAUUGAGGGUACACGGAGUCGUAGUCAGAAGAGUACGAUACCGAAAUACGGUCUUUUAUCCAUCAUUAUAGAAAGUUUGCUUCAAGGCGAUGUGCCCGACAUACAUUUUGUACCUAUGAGUAUUAAUUAUGAACGCCCACCGGAAGAAUUAUUAUUUGUUUAUGAAAUGCUAGGAGUUCCGAAACCGAAAGAAAGUACGGCUCGACUUUUUCGGUCACUCUCUAUUCUACAGAAACCUUUUUCUCAUGGACGCAUUUUCUUUAACAUCGGGGAGCCAAUAUCCGCCAGUCGAUUCGUGGAUAAGGCAUAUCGACAAAAAAAAAUUUUACAACCUUCCUUCAAAAUUCCAUCAUCAGUUGUGGAGAAUAUAGCUUAUCUUAUAAUAGAAUCACACAAGAAGAAUACUAUACUUAUGCCGAUCAAUAUUAUAGCUUUACUCCUCAAUGAAAAAGUUCAAACGAAACCGAAAGAACCAUAUACACUCGAUUUAUUGAUUCAAGAUUAUCAAUGGUUUAAGAGCUUUGUUACUAAAUCAUUGAAAGCCUUAAUGUAUGGAACUGAAACUACUGAUAACGAUACAAUCAAACAAGAAAUAUUGGAAUCUUUAAAACCGCAUGAUGAAUUAAUAGUGUUUGAUUCAUCAAAUAUGUUAAAAAUCAAACAAAGACAUAAAAGAAUGAAGCAAUUAAAUUAUUCAAAUAUUAAAGGAUACCCUCUGUCUGAACAGACUUUACAAAUAGCGGUACCUGCCAUUAAUAUUGCUAUUUAUAGCAAUCCGAUCUUUGCUUUUUUAGCGGAAAUAGUUUUUAUAACUGCAACGAUAGGAGAGAAUGGCAUUGAAACUGAAAUAGCUUUGGAACGGUAUGAAUUGUUAAGAAGAUUAUUCAGCACAGAAUUCGCGAUGCGACCGAUUGAAGACAAAGCUUUAAUUAAAAUAGAAUGGGAAAAGUCGUUAAAUGUGUUGAUAUCGCAGAACUGCUUGCAUAUAGUGAACAAUUUAAUUUUUAUAGGAAAUAAUACCAAACUGUUUUCCAUCUUGCAUAACAUUAUAUUACCAUUCAUAGAUGUUACGUAUGUAAUAUGUAUCUUAUUAUCUGAGUGGACGGAAAGAACGUCAGUCGAACUAACGGAUCGGACAAUUCUUGUCGAAACGCAGAAAGAAGUGGAAAGAUUAAUAUUCGAGACUAAAGACCGAUGUCAACAUCCUUACUGUUUAUCUCUUGAUCUGUAUAACACAGUAUGGUCUAGCUUAUUAUCGCAAGAUAUCAUCGCAUACCAGAAACAUACUAAUACGUAUCGAACGGAUAAAGCAAAAUUGACAUAUCUUAUUGGAGCAUUGCUCGAAUUACCAUUACGUCAUCCAACGGAAAUCUAUGUCGAUGCGUUUCCUUUAAUUAUUUCAACAUCAUCGAUGGAUGUACAAGCUAAGUUAUAACAGUUUAUCAUGAAACAAUGAAUUUGAUACAUAAUCUGACUAACAAAUUGUUCGAUGUUAAGCAGACGGUUAAAUUCAAUAAAAUUUGUUGAAUUAAUCGAAUCUGCAAACAAAAUAUAUUUAGUUAAUU